This is a messenger RNA of Oncorhynchus masou masou (cherry salmon), 3356 nucleotides long. Its product is annotated as tudor and KH domain-containing protein-like. Bases 312 to 560 code for a protein of 82 amino acids. Gene Ontology annotation, biological process: spermatogenesis; P granule organization; piRNA processing. The transcript is spliced from 4 exons. Lineage: Eukaryota; Metazoa; Chordata; Actinopteri; Salmoniformes; Salmonidae. The record is from RefSeq and is a predicted model, not a curated record. Gene Ontology annotation, cellular component: P granule.
ACAGGGAGGAACUAUUUGGUAUUUUCCUAUAAAUGCGCUAAUUUUUGUUUUUUUGUUGCUAAAUAUUUUCUGUUGCUAAAUGUUGUGUGUUGCUAAAUAUUUUAUUUUGCUAAAUGUUUUCCGUUGUCUGCCCUCAUGAACAUGACUUUCUAGAUUCCAUCUACAAUGAACCACUGAAAUAGAAUGGUGUCUAGAGCUGACUCUAUUAUUUUAUUCUCAAUCACAGAGAAACACAAUAUGUUUCUAUAGUGUUGAACUUUAGUAUUGAGCCCUAUGUGUGACGGCUCCAGGACCAGCGAGUGGAGAUCUUCAUGGUGGGGGACAUUGCGGCUGCUCAGUACCCGGACUAUAGCACCUGGAACAGGGCAAGGCUCCUGGGGGUGAUGGGCUCUGGCUUGGUGGACCUCCACAAUGUCGACUUUGGAGACAAUAUUGAACAACCCAGGGACAGUCUACAAAGUAUGAGGAGUGACUUCCUCAGCCUACCAUUCCAGGUCAUCGAGUGCAGCUUAGCUGGAGUCAACCCAGUGGAGACCCCUGUGGAGAGAAGUCCUGGAUGACUUUGACCGUCUGACAUAUGUUGCCGAGUGGAGACCCCUGCUGGCCAAACUGUGCAGCUACACCCACUCUGGCUCAGUGUACUGUAUAGCUCUACGACAACACAGAGGGCAAGAUCAGUACUAACCUGGACUGGGGUGGGAAAUGACACUGUAUGUCUCGCCUAUCUCUCUCUCUCUGGAAGAUGCCUUGUCAUUUGUCUCUUAUCGUGAUCUCCCCCUUUGUGUGUGACUGGUUUCUCGUUCUCUCCCUGUCAGAUUGUGGAUCUAGGAGAGGAGGUGGUGAGUCUUGUCCAUGCUGUGCCUAGCCAGGAUAAUUGGAACGGUAGGGGUGACAGGGACGACCCCGGAUCACCACAGAGGAUGUUGGAUGAUGUGAUGGGAGCCUGUCCUUCAUCAGCUUAUCAGGUUCUUUGAGGCCUCUGGAGCUGCAGCGGGCUGAUGUUGAAGACAACCCCUCCUCUCCCCAGACCACCAGGUCUCAGGCCAGCGCUUUCACACGCUCAACCGAACCACCAACCUCUACAGCAUCUUUGUGUCCCAGCUGCCGCUCACACACACUUACUUGAAUGUAUUAUUGUUUUAUUUUUUGGAAUAGUAAAUCAUACAAUCUACUUGGAGUGAAGCCGCCUCAACAUCUACAUCACAUUCACUCAUCUAACAGACUCCCGUCCAGAGCGACACACAGAAGCAACCAGGGUCAACGCCCUGCUCAAGGGCACGUCGACAGAUCUCUCACAAGAUCAAAAUCGGGGACCCGAACCAGUGACCUAUCAGCCACUGGGCCAAGCUCCCAACCGCCAGGCCACCAGCCCUCCAAAAUGAAAUCAUUCCAUUCCCCACCCCACCCCCAAGACCGCCCCCCCCCAAGCCCCCAUCACCCAAUGCACCAACAACCAAAAAAAUAAACAAAAGAGAAAAAGACAAAGACAAAGAAAAACAAAAGACAUGAAGGACAACAAAAAUCACAACAGCAAGGCCAACUAAAUAUGUUUGAGUGCAUGUAUGGCACUAUUUACCUGUGUGUGUGUCCAUGUAUGUGCACACGUGUGCAUUUGAAUGCGAGUGUGUGUAUAUGCAUGUGUACAAACACAUGCACGGUAUCAGCCUCAGGCAAACCGGUAUGAGCUGUAAAAACGCUGCCCCUCAAUUUCAUUCAAAUAUACUUUUUGUUAUGUUUUAUUUUGACUUUAUUGAAUUUUUUUGAUACUUUUUUCUUUGACAGUCAUUCUAUCCCCGCCCAGCAACUCCUCUCCCUCUUGUCUCCAAUUCCACAUCCCAACCCUUAGCCCCUCCCACCUAUCUCUGUUGGCCACCCUCUUUGGAUUUCUACGCACCAUAAACGUCUUUCAACUAUGCUGUGAUGUUUAAUAUACAAUUUCAAUCUAUCUAAUUGAAUAGAAUCCACAGAUUGCAAGUUGAAGAUAAAUACUUUUACUAAGAAUAUUAGUAUAUUAUUAAUUGACUGACCCAGUCUCUCCAGAUCUCCUAACAGUACUAUUUCUAGGGUCAGUUUUAGAUCAAUGCUAUGGAUUUCCAGAGGUUCCUGAACCUGAGACCAGAAACAGGCUACCUGAGGGAAGUACCAAAAUAAAUGGUCUAUUGAUUCUGCAUCCUCACAACAUUAUCUGCAGAGCUUCGAUGAUUGAAUGCCCCAAAUAUUCAACUUUUUGUUGGUGGCAAGAAUUCUAUAUAAUCAUUUUUGCUGAAAUUCUUGAAUCUUGCUUCGUUUUAUAUAUCAACUCAUACACCCUGUACCAUGGAAUUGGUACAUCAAAAAUCCAUUUUGCAAUCGGUAUGGCACAGCUGUCAACAUCCUGGUCCUCAAAUGAAACUGGUAUACCUUUUAAGAAUAUUUUUAUUCCUCUGCCAUUUUUGAUCCUUUAUAUUGGGCAGACAGACCAGUUCCCUACUUCCUCCCGCUGCCACCUGCCUCCUCCAUUUUUGGGGUAAUGCUGUAAUCAAUUGGUUUUAAUCUUGGAUUGAGCAGACCUUCCCAUACAAUUCUGCUAACUCCAUGAAAGACAACUCUACCAUUCCAAUUUACAAUAUAAUUUAAAAUCAAAAUACUCUUUUCAAACAUCUUGACCAUAAAUACAGGUAUUUUAUUAACCAGGUUUUAUCAAUAGGUGCCCUUCUUUACGAGGUAUUGGAAAACCUCCCUGGUUUUUGUGGUUGAAUCUGUGUUUGAAAUUCACUGCUCAACAGAGGGACCUUACAGAUAAUUGUAUUUUGUGGGGUACAGAGAUGAGGUCGUCGUUCAAAAGUCAUGUUAACCACUAUUAUUGCACACAGAGUGAGUCCAUUCAACUUAUGUGACUUGUUAAGGAACUUUUUACUCAUGAACUUAUUUAGGCUUGACAUAACAAUGGGGUUGAAUACGACAUUUCAGCUUUUCAUUUUCUAUUAAUUUGUAUAUAGGCUAGUGACACAAAAUCUAAAUGUAAUCCAUUUUAAAUUCAGGCUGUAACACAACAAAAAUUUAGAAAAAGUCUCGGGGUGUGAAUACUUUCUGAAGCCACUGUAGGUAAUUGUGGCUAAUGUUUGGAUUGUGUUGUUUGGUUUUCACUUAUUUUCUAUCUGUAUGGAAAUGCAAAAUGUACGCCUCUGUAAUAUUGUGCUUCAGAUGUUUAUGUUGUGAGAAAGAAUUAAGAGUUAAGGUUUUUCUGAUUUUAUUUCAAAGUACACUACAAAGUCAUUUUAAAUUGAAUCUUGAAUUGGAACCUUUUGCCAGUUUACUUUGAUCCUUUUACUUUUACGAUCAAAGAUUGUGGUAAUUUAACUGUAAGGAGGGUAAUU